AUGGACGAUCUCGAUCUUCCCCCAGUCCCCCAGUCUGCUCGCAGGGCAGCUCAGACACCGCCUCGGCCUUCGUUUCUGCUCUCCCGCAAACGGACUCGUGCAGACUACGACGACGAGCCACCUGCCACCUCGAGCGAUCCGGCGUUUUUCUCGAGCGACGAGCAGGCACCGGGCGCCGAGAACUAUGUCGUCGUCGACAAGCGGAAGAAACGCACCUACAAGGGCUCCUGGUGGGAGCGGCACCCUGUCAAGGAAGGGAGCAGGCACAGUACACGGAAACGCGAGUUUCAGAGGAACUAUGACUCGGGUAUUUUCAUGGCCAGUGAGGGGUCUGAGGAGUCGGAAGAACCCUUGUCCAGCGACUCUUUCUCCAUGGAGGAGGAGUUGGUCAGAGACCAGCAAAGAGCGAACGAGAAGAGUCAAACACAGCCACAUCUGUAUGGAAGUGCUUCUGGACCGGGCCAGUCUCAUGGCACACCAAGGUUAAAAUUUCCGCCCCACACCACGCCCACUAUGCCCAAGGAGCAUGAACAUGUGUGCGAGAUCGUCCGGCAAUGCUUGGAGACGGGCAAGGAAGAUGUGGACUUGUCUUCCAUGUCUCUAUCCAGCCUGCCGUCCGAAAUCACCACGCUCCAAACACUCAGCAAGCAAGACGAAAUCGUGCCCGGUAUGCUCGACAUCGGCACCGACCUGGAGCCACAUCUGCGUUUGUAUCUGGGCAACAACCUAUUCACCAAGGUUCCCACGCCGAUUCUCGAGUUGCGGAACCUGCGUGUCCUGUCACUCCGGCAGAACAACCUGACAUCCAUCGCACCCGGCAUUCGGGAACUGGUUAAUCUGGAAGACCUAAACGUGGCCGGGAACAACUUGACCGAGUUGCCCUUUGAGGUCCUCGAGCUGAUGAGAUUCCACAAGUUGCACCAGCUCAGGACUGAACCGAACCCAUGGAAACGGAUCCAACCUCCAGUCGAAAAGGUCCUGGAAACCCCCCUUCCAGCCUCCCAUGACCAACGACCCUCGCCGCACACCCAGUUGGAUUUCAUUCUGGAAGGAUCUUCACAACGUCACAACGGGUCCGACCUCAAUGUUGAGAGAGGCUUCGGCAAAGUGCCCUCGUUGACCGAGAUGGUUCUGCGACUGCUGGCCAAAAUCAACGUGCAGUCCAAGAUCGACUUGAGGAGUUUCAUGCCGCCAGACUCGCCCAGCACUGUCCUCCGCGACUUGGGCAUCCUUGUCAAUCAGCCCGACCGGAGAUGCACAACUUGUAGACGGCCGAUCGUGCUGGCUGGCAAGGAGUGGAUUGAGUGGUGGGUCAUCGUGGACAACGCUCAGUCGGCCUCGGCCCAGCGCCGUCCUUCCCUUCCAUUCAGACGUGUCCAAUGCUGGCACGGCUGUCGUGGCACAAAGGCUUCACUGCCUGAAGAGCCGCUGAGGCAAAUCGAGUCUCUACGAUUGGAGAGCGCGGCUUCGGUGCAGGCCUGA
This is a messenger RNA of Capronia coronata CBS 617.96, 1482 nucleotides long. RefSeq lists its product as uncharacterized. Gene Ontology annotation, molecular function: protein binding. The record is from RefSeq and is a predicted model, not a curated record. The transcript is spliced from 2 exons. The coding region runs from base 1 to 1482 and encodes 493 amino acids. NCBI's taxonomy places the organism in Eukaryota, Fungi, Ascomycota, Eurotiomycetes, Chaetothyriales, Herpotrichiellaceae.